Schistosoma rodhaini is the source of this 1053-nucleotide messenger RNA. Lineage: Eukaryota; Metazoa; Platyhelminthes; Trematoda; Strigeidida; Schistosomatidae. The record is from the annotation of a GenBank genome assembly.
AUGGGAAAUUCUCAUGCCACUAGAAAAUGCAUUUCCGAAGAGAUUGCUGAAUAUCUUGAGACAGCAAAGCGUAACUACUUAGAAAACUAUGAACAUCCUGUCAAAAAACCAGCAUCUUUAGAUGAAUUUAAGCAACUGAGAACUUUGGGUACGGGAUCUUUUGGUCGAGUUAUGCUUGUACAGCACAAAAAGACAUCCAACUUUUUCGCCUUGAAAAUCCUUGACAAAGCAAAAAUAAUAAAACUUAAACAAGUUCAACACACGCUAAAUGAGAAGAGAAUUUUACAAGCUGUCGACUUUCCUUUCUUGAUUCGGCUGGAAUAUAGUUUCAAGAAUGAGGUUUACUUGUUUUUAGGACUGGAAUACGUCUCCGGAGGUGAAAUGUUUUCUUAUCUGAGAAGAAAGGGAAGAUUUAGUGAGUCUGCAGCGCGUUUUUACUCAAGCCAGGUCAUAUUAGCUCUUGAAUACUUGCACUAUCUUGACUUAAUAUAUCGAGAUCUGAAACCGGAAAAUAUACUUUUGGACCCAGUUGGAUACAUAAAGAUUGCUGACUUUGGCUUUGUUAAACACGUGAAAUAUCGAACAUACACACUGUGUGGUACUCCUGAAUAUUUAGCUCCAGAAAUUAUUCAAAGUAAAGGUUAUACAAAAGCUGUCGACUGGUGGGCAGCUGGUGUAUUAAUAUAUGAAAUGGUCGCUGGUCAUCCACCAUUCUUUGCAGAUGAACCGAUAGAAAUUUAUGAACGUAUUGUUAUCGGGAAAUAUAAAUUUCCCUCUCACUUCAGUUCAGAUUUGAAAGAUCUUUUGCGUAAUUUGAUUCAAUCUGAUUUAACACGACGAUUUGGUAAUUUGAGAAAUGGUGUUCAGGAUAUUAAAUCUCACAAGUGGUUUUCACAUUUGGACUGGUUAAUGAUUUUCAAAAAAGAGGUAACAGCUCCUUUGAUACCCAAUUGUAAAGGACCUGGUGAUGCAACAAAUUUUGAAAGAUAUCGAGAAGAACCAUUGAAAAAAAGUAAAAUUAAUAAAUUCGAAGCAGAAUUUGCUGAUUUUUAA